Mesorhabditis spiculigera is the source of this 1572-nucleotide messenger RNA. NCBI's taxonomy places the organism in Eukaryota, Metazoa, Nematoda, Chromadorea, Rhabditida, Rhabditidae. The record is from the annotation of a GenBank genome assembly.
GUAGUUUUAUGUCGGGCGCGGGCACGCGGGUCGACCCGACCCGACGGCAUCGGCUCGACGCAUGACGUGCCGGAGAUUAAAGAAAACAUGGUACCAAAUGGAGCGCCCACCGGUCUUGGAUGUUCUGAUGCCACUGAUCCGCCACUGAUCGAUUUCGGCGACGAUAGCGAGAAUAUUGCACAAAAGGUCGACACCCAGAAGAAGCCAGACGUUGCCACAACAAACGGUAGCACAGCCGACCCUUUGACCGUCAUGGAAACCUUCUUGAAAUACGAGGCCGGACUGGAACCCCGGGAUUAUAUCACAAAUUUUUUCAAAAUACGCGUAGAACAAGAAGACAUGCGGCGUUUGCCUGAAUACGAGUCCCUCAUCGCUACCUCACCAAUGCACUAUCAAAGGAAUCGCUACCGUGACAUAUUGCCAUACGACGCUAAUCGGGUGGUGCUCAAAUUGAUCGACCAGGCGGAGAAUGGCGAGGGCUACAUCAACGCCUCAAAUAUUGACCUCGGUGGAACGAAAUUUAUCGCCGCCCAGGCCCCUCUUCCAACCACGUUAGGCGAAUGGUGGGCCAUGAUAGAGGAAUUUGACGUUUCGCUGGUAGUUAUGCUAUGUCGACUCGUCGAGAUGAGCAAGAUCAAAUGUGAACGCUAUUGGCCGGAGACUGUUGGCGAAUCACAAAUAUACGGGGACAACUAUGAAGUCACGGUGGAAGCCGAAGAGCGGUUUGACAGCGAUGACGAGUACGUCCUGCGGCGGUUACGCUUUGAAAACAUGACAACGGGCGUGAAAAAAGUCGUGCAUCAGCUCCAUUACACGGAAUGGCCCGAUCAUGGGUGUCCGGCCGGGGAGCAUCAAUUAUUGCGGAUGAUCGACAAGAUGGCCGAGUUGCAGGAGGGCAGAACAUCACCUGUACUUGUACAUUGCAGCGCUGGAGUUGGACGAACGGGUACCAUCAUUGCCGUCAACCACGUGCGGGAGCUGAUCAAGGCAAAUAAAUUGACCGAGCUGAACUUGUACGAUCUGGUGAUGCAACUGCGGACGCAGCGCUCGUCGAUGGUCCAGACCCAGGACCAAUACCAAUUCGUGCACAAGUGCGUCGCCCACUACUGCAAGGAGCAACUGGGGCUGCCCAUCCCCGAACCAGCGCCAAAGGUCAAGCCCAAUGGCGAGACCUCGGCUGGGGGAUAUGCGCUAGCGCCACCACCACCAGUAUUUAUUCAGAAGAAAGAAGCAGUUGAAGACGAUGAUGACGAUGCGCCUACCCUGACGAGCCGGAUCGCCCUCUUGGGCCAGAGACGAGCUGAGGGCGCGCGGGACUGGCGCGAUUGGCGAACAGGUUUCGGGGAGCGGUCAAAGGCCAGCAUCUGGGAGCGGGAGAGGGCGUCCCGGCCGGGUUCACCGGCCUCCACCUCUAUGAUUUCUGCCAGCAGCUUCCCGUCAACUGUCUUCGCCCGUCACCGAGGAGAUUUCGAUUUGUUAUGCUCUUUCGGCAUAUCAGUAAUUAAAACGACCAGCGAGCUUGGCAGCUACCCCGUGAAUUUGCGAAUUGCAUUUUUCACCUUCGCCAAACCU